This is a messenger RNA of Rotaria sp. Silwood1, 393 nucleotides long. NCBI's taxonomy places the organism in Eukaryota, Metazoa, Rotifera, Eurotatoria, Philodinida, Philodinidae. The record is from the annotation of a GenBank genome assembly.
AUGACUGUGCCAACUUUUGAGAUUGAUUUAAUAUGGCAUGCACACAUGAUAUAUCCAUCACAAUAUCCAAGCGUUUCAACAGCUCUGUGCGGUUUUAUUCUUGAUCAUGAUGAUGGAAUUGAGUCCAAUAUUUUAACAGAUGCUUAUAAGACAACUGCUAAACUAUGGAAAAAGACUUAUAAUUCAGAAUACGGCCACAGUAUUGACCGCAAAUGUUUAGAAACAUCACAAUACAUGAGUUCAGGUGCAAUGGUUUUCGUGUCAGUUCACAUUUCAAGUAAUGAUGGAGCCUCAUCAUGUGGACCGAUUGAAGGUGGUUGCGGACCGAGUUGUGGUGGUGAAGGCUGUAAUGGGGUGGAGGAUGUGGAGGUGGUGGUGAUUGAGACGCAUUAA